Messenger RNA from Sapajus apella (tufted capuchin), 2530 nucleotides. It is a transcript of the gene DCP2, whose product is annotated as decapping mRNA 2. Gene Ontology annotation, biological process: deadenylation-dependent decapping of nuclear-transcribed mRNA; nuclear-transcribed mRNA catabolic process, nonsense-mediated decay. NCBI's taxonomy places the organism in Eukaryota, Metazoa, Chordata, Mammalia, Primates, Cebidae. Gene Ontology annotation, molecular function: 5'-(N(7)-methylguanosine 5'-triphospho)-[mRNA] hydrolase activity; RNA binding; manganese ion binding. The transcript has 11 exons. Gene Ontology annotation, cellular component: P-body; cytoplasm. Bases 228 to 1487 code for a protein of 419 amino acids. The record is from RefSeq and is a predicted model, not a curated record.
UCCACUGGCUCCGCCCCGAGCCUUGGCCCAGUACCGGGGUCCAAGGCUGAGGGAGCGGGACGGAAGUGAGCGGGUCCCGCCCCUUCCCCUUCUCGUCUCGUUUGGAGUCGUCUUCACCGCGGCUGCCUCGGCUGCUCGCUCUCCGGCAAGCCGGAGUCCUCGUGCAGUACCCUCAGUCCCCGGCCGCGCGGAGCCGGGAUGCACUGUUCCUGCUGUGGGUCCUCAUCAUGGAGACCAAACGGGUGGAGAUUCCCGGCAGCGUCCUGGACGAUCUCUGCAGCCGAUUUAUUUUGCAUAUUCCCAGCGAGGAAAGAGACAAUGCAAUCCGAGUGUGUUUUCAGAUUGAACUUGCCCAUUGGUUUUACUUGGAUUUCUACAUGCAGAACACACCAGGAUUACCUCAGUGUGGGAUAAGAGACUUUGCUAAAGCUGUCUUCAGUCAUUGUCCGUUUUUGCUGCCUCAAGGUGAAGAUGUGGAAAAAGUUUUGGAUGAAUGGAAGGAAUAUAAAAUGGGAGUACCAACAUAUGGUGCAAUUAUUCUUGAUGAGACACUUGAAAAUGUACUACUGGUUCAGGGGUACCUGGCAAAAUCAGGCUGGGGAUUUCCAAAAGGAAAAGUAAAUAAAGAAGAAGCUCCUCAUGAUUGUGCUGCUAGAGAGGUAUUUGAAGAAACUGGUUUUGAUAUCAAAGACUAUAUUUGUAAGGAUGAUUACAUUGAACUUCGAAUUAAUGACCAGCUUGCUCGUUUGUACAUCAUUCCAGGAAUUCCAAAAGAUACAAAAUUUAACCCAAAAACUAGAAGAGAAAUUCGGAACAUUGAGUGGUUCUCCAUUGAGAAAUUGCCUUGUCAUAGAAAUGAUAUGACCCCCAAAUCCAAACUUGGUUUGGCACCUAACAAAUUUUUUAUGGCCAUUCCCUUUAUUAGACCAUUAAGGGACUGGCUUUCUCGAAGAUUUGGUGAUUCCUCAGACAGUGACAAUGGAUUUUCAUCAACUGGUAGCACACCAGCUAAACCCACUGUGGAAAAAUUGAGUCGAACCAAAUUCCGCCACAGUCAGCAGUUAUUUCCUGACGGUUCUCCUGGUGACCAGUGGGUAAAGCACAGGCAACCACUGCAGCAAAAGCCAUAUAAUAAUCAUUCUGAAAUGUCUGACCUUUUAAAAGGAAAGAAUCAGAAUAUGAGGGGAAAUGGCAGAAAACAGUAUCAAGAUUCACCUAAUCAAAAGAAAAGAACAAAUGGGCUUCAGCCAGCGAAGCAGAAUUCUUUGAUGAAGUGUGAAAAGAAACUUCAUCCACGGAAACUUCAGGAUAAUUUUGAAACAGAUGCUGUAUAUGAAUUACCUAGCUUCAGCGAAGACCAGUUGCUAGAACAUGCUGAGGGACAGCCUGUGGCGUGUAAUGGACAUUGCAAGGUCCCCUUUUCAUCCAGAACUUUUUUGAGUUUCAAGUUUGACCAUAAUGCUAUAAUGAAAAUCUUGGACCUUUGAUAGGAGCAGAUGUAUUGUAAAUGUCGCAGGACCAGAGACCUGUUGCAUUUGAGUGGGUGUCUCCUCAAGCCUUACCUUUCUCAGGUGUUUUAAAGAAAUGCAGGGAGGCAAUGUUUCUGAAGACAUUUUUUGUUUAUAAGAGAGAGUAGAAAGAAACACGAGUUUGCACUGUAAAUGCAGUUAUAACCUUUUAUACAGAUAUACCUUUUCAGUGUUUAGUGCAAGUUUAAGUUGCUUUUGUUGAGGGCAUUUAUUCUGUGUGGCUGUGGGUUUUAUUUUAUAUUCUGGUUAAGAAAAUAAUGUAUUGAGUUACUGUCAAAUAGCCAAGUUAAUGGGAAUGCUCCAUCUACGUAUUACAGUGAUUGCAAUAAUGAAGUUUUUCAAAGAGACUUAAAUAAUGCCCAGUUAUUAAUGCAAGAGCUGAGAUGUCACAUUCGUCAAGAUUACAGGUGAUCUACUUUGGUGGCAUUUUGUACUUCUGCUUCUAACCACUGAGGCUCUCUAAUCUUCCUCUGGUGUUUCGUUGAAAGGAUUUAUCGAAAGCAGCUCCUGGAAUAUAAUAUGCAUGUCCAAAAUGAACUCUUAGCACUUCAUAAGGACAAAGUCUCUAGCCUGGAGGGGAUUGAGUGGAUGGGAGUUGAUGCUGUGAUUUUGAGCUUGGUUGCAUGCAGUCAAUAAACCUGUGAGACUGCUGAAGAAAAUGUAGCAGAGAGUAUGGAGGCUGGGACCCAGCAGCACUUUGGGUCAUGUGUUUACCAUCCUGCCUCCAACCCUUGAGUAUUAUAGACUUUUGUUCUUGUGGAAAUUUCUUCUAUAUUCCAGUUGUGUAAAUAUGUAUGAAAAACUGACAUUACUAGGUUUUACAUUACAUCUCCAGUAUUGAUCUUUGGAAACUGAUGUUAUUAUUAGGUUCCAGUUUGCAAUAAUAGCAGAGACUGACAUGCUUUUAUUGGCUUGCUAAGCUCCUGGAUGAUGGAGUGAGAAGGGAAGGGGUACGCAGUUUACCCAAGUCUAAAUAAAGCAUUUCACUAGGUUACAUGUUA